GAUAGUGAGGGUUUGUUCGUCCAUUCAUGUUUAAUUGUGGGUGUUAAUUUGUGAAAUAUAAACGUCGUUUUUUUCAAACAUUUGUUAUUUUUGCUCAAAACAUUUUCGAAAUUCGAAAAUAAUCCGACUUUAAGCACUACAGUUGCAGACUUGCAGUAUACUUAUUCAAAAACUGGUUCAGGCAAGUACCCCCACCCCACUUCCAUCUUCAUCCACCGUCCACCGCCGCAGCUCCCCAUCUCUUCGCCUCCGAUUUCUCCGGCAGCCGCGCACAGCUUAACCUACCUCCACUACUCGAAGCAUCGUUUGCACAACAAGCUCAUUUCUUGCUCGGCAAAAUAGGAGAGAGAAAGAGAGCUUUAUUUUAAUGGCGCAGCAGAAAGCGGAGGAUGCAACACACCCUUUUAAGAAUCUCUACAGUAGAGAAUAUCAGGGUCACAAAAAGAAGGUGCAUUCAGUGGCUUGGAAUUGUAUUGGAACUAAGCUUGCUUCGGGUUCGGUUGAUCAAACGGCUCGAGUUUGGCACAUUGAACCUAAUAGUCAUGGAAAGGUAAAGGAUAUUGAAUUUAAGGGGCACACUGAUAGUGUGGACCAGCUCUGUUGGGAUCCCAAACACGCAGAUCUACUUGCAACUGCAUCAGGGGAUAAAACAGUUCGUUUGUGGGAUGCUCGCAGUGGAAAAUGCUCACAGCAAGCAGAACUUAGUGGUGAAAAUAUUAACAUUACAUACAAACCUGAUGGGGCACACAUAGCUGUUGGAAACAGGGAUGAUGAACUAACAAUUCUAGAUGUUAGAAAAUUUAAGCCAAUUCACAGACGCAAGUUCAAUUAUGAGGUUAAUGAGAUUGCAUGGGACAUGACUGGAGAGAAGUUCUUUCUGACAACUGGAAAUGGUACUGUUGAAGUCCUUGCAUACCCCUCUUUGAAGGCACUUGACACUCUUACGGCUCACACUGCUGGUUGCUAUUGUAUUGCGAUUGAUCCACUAGGAAGAUAUUUUGCUGUUGGAAGUGCUGACUCAUUGGUCAGUCUUUGGGAUAUUAAAGAGAUGCUAUGUGUUCGAACAUUUGUAAAACUCGAGUGGCCUGUUCGAACAAUAAGUUUUAAUCACACUGGAGAAUAUAUUGCUUCAGCCAGUGAAGAUUUAUUUAUUGACAUAGCAAGCAUUGAAACUGGACGAUCUAUCCAUCAAAUACCUUGUCGGGCGGCAAUGAAUAGUGUUGAAUGGAAUCCAAAAUCAAAUUUGCUUGCAUAUGCUGGAGAUGAUAAAAACAAAUACCAAGCCGAUGAAGGUGUUUUCCGCAUAUUCGGGUUCCAGAGUGCUUAGUUUUUGCAGUGCGACUGUACGAGGCAUUAGUAUGCACACUUUCCCUUCCCUUGAUAGCAUUCUGCUGAACUGUUGGUGUGGAAUGAGACAUGUGUAUGUUAGGUGGAUUACAGAUAAGUUAACUGUGCUAGAUUGCUAAUAAUGUAUUCCAAUUCGACCAAAUAUUAAAGAGAUGAAGCAGUAGCUGUGGCAAUCUGUGUAGAGGCAGGCAAUGGAUUAUUCACAUGGAAUAUGGUUCAAGUCCAAUUCUUUUGGAUCAUAUGUAGUUUGUCAUUCAGUUCGGAUUGGCUAAUGUGGGAUACAAAUAGUUUUUCUGUAAAAAUCACCAAAGUAUUUUUUUAAUCUUCAGAAUUAGUCAGAUUUGGUUCCAGUCAACACUUUUUAAAACUCCCCAACUAAGCUUCUCUGAAGGAGGCAUGCUUAAGAAAAGAAAGAGGAUGGAUGAGAAAGGAACAUCAAUGGGAGACUUGAGCAUCAACCACUAGUAAUUAACUAGUUAUGGCUUUGUUUUGGGAUGGCUGGGCUUAAUGUUUCCAAUUUGAAACAAAUAUCAUUGCUGAGAAAUGUAGGUAAUUUUGCUCUGAAAUAUACUUGAAAUAUUCCGUUCAGAAGUAAAACAUUCUUAACUUA
Messenger RNA from Chenopodium quinoa (quinoa), 1957 nucleotides. Its product is annotated as THO complex subunit 3. Gene Ontology annotation, biological process: mRNA export from nucleus. Lineage: Eukaryota; Viridiplantae; Streptophyta; Magnoliopsida; Caryophyllales; Amaranthaceae. The transcript is spliced from 12 exons. Gene Ontology annotation, molecular function: protein binding. Gene Ontology annotation, cellular component: THO complex part of transcription export complex. The record is from RefSeq and is a predicted model, not a curated record. Bases 368 to 1327 code for a protein of 319 amino acids.